Molecule: messenger RNA, 1862 nt
Organism: Dreissena polymorpha
Lineage: Eukaryota; Metazoa; Mollusca; Bivalvia; Myida; Dreissenidae
Product: L-2-hydroxyglutarate dehydrogenase, mitochondrial-like
Exons: 10
Coding region: 191-1633 (480 amino acids)
Molecular function (GO): (S)-2-hydroxyglutarate dehydrogenase activity; (S)-2-hydroxy-acid oxidase activity
Source: RefSeq, a predicted model, not a curated record
AGUCGAUAGUGUACUACGUCAUCGAAAGAUGUCUGCUAGUGUUGGAAAUAGACGCGUUUGGAAUUUUGUACUAAAACAUAGAGCAUUUAAGACCUGUGCUAAUACUUUCGGUUGUCAGAGAUUGUAUUCAAGAGAACACACAUGAUAUGGACAAAACAGUGUUAAUGAUGGGGUACAGCUGGGAAUCACAAUGUGCAACAGAGCCCUGAAGGGUAGUAGGUGGGUUGGGUACACCUUUCCACCUAGCCUGCCAUAUAAAGUGCAACUCAGCAGGGAGGGACUGAGGGGAAGAGAGAUCAUCAACGAACCAUUCAAGGUCACUAGCACUGACAGGAGAGGCGCACAUUUGUUCAGCACAGAGGAUGACAAAAGUAAGGAGUAUGACAUUGUUAUUGUUGGGGGAGGUAUUGUGGGAAUGGCAACAGCUAGAGAGCUUAUUCUUCGACACCCUGGUCUGAAGUUUGCUGUUGUUGAAAAGGAACAUAAGCUUGCUGCUCAUCAAAGUGGUCACAACAGUGGGGUGAUACAUGCAGGUAUCUAUUACAAACCCGGAUCUCUGAAGGCAAAGCUUUGUGUGGAAGGGCUGAAACUUAUGUAUGAGUAUUGUGAUAAAAACAACAUACCCUACAAGAAAUGUGGAAAGCUGAUAGUUGCAACAGAGAAGGACGAGAUUCCUAGACUGGACGCACUGUUUGAGAGGGGACAGGAGAAUGGGGUUCGCGACCUCAGGGUCAUAGGGCCCCAUGAGAUCAGGGAUAUUGAGCCCAACUGUGUGGGCCUGAAGGCAGUGCACUCACCCCACACUGGUAUUAUCGACUACGGCUGUGUCACUGAAUCUUAUGGCAAGUUCUUCCAAGAACAUGGAGGCAGUGUGUUCACCAACUGGGCUGUCAGGAAGUUCAGUCUUACACCGGAGGGCAGGUCAGGGGACUUGGAGGGAAACAAGUUCCCAAUCACUGUGAUAGGAGAUGAAUCCAAGAAUCAGAUGUUACGGUGCAGGUAUGUAGUCACAUGUGCUGGACUCCAGUCUGACCGGAUUGCUGAACUGUCUGGCUGCAGCAGGGAACCAAGAGUGGUGCCAUUCAGGGGAGACUACUUGCUACUCAAACCAGAGAAGAGCAAUAUGGUCAAUGGUAACAUAUAUCCGGUACCAAAUCCAGCCCUGCCGUUCUUGGGUGUCCACUUUACCCCACGUGUUGAUGGUAGUGUCUGGUUAGGACCCACUGCAGUUCUGGCAUUCAAGAGGGAGGGAUACCAUCUGCUGGACUUCAAUUUGGCAGAUACCUUUGAUGCACUGAAAUACAGAGGCACUAGAAAGAUAGCUAUGAAGCACUUGGGGUUUGGCAUGUCGGAGAUGUGGCGGGCGUUCUUCAUGUCUGCCCAGGUUAGACAACUACAGAGGUUCGUACCAACGCUGAAGAGGGCUGAUGUCAUUAGAGGCCCAGCAGGAGUUCGUGCCCAGGCGCUGAGUAAUGAUGGAUCCCUGGUCGAUGACUUUGUGUUCGACGUAGGAGAGGGAGAUGUAGGGAAACGCGUUUUGCAUGUACGCAACUCGCCCUCUCCAGCGGCAACUUCAUCAAUUGCUAUUGCCAACAUGGUUGUGGACAAAAUAGAUAAAACAUUCCAUCUUUAAUGAAAAUAGAGAUACAUCUGGACAUUAUAACUGGAAACCUUUUGCGAAGCAAAUUCGGAAACGAACUAAAUGCAAACUGAAUGUUUAUGUUCACACUGGUUUUAGUACUAAAAUUUGAUCUCGGCUGGAAAAUCUUUUUGUACAGUUGGAUUUUUUUACAUAUUUGUUAAAGCGGGUAUAUACGAUUUUUUUUAUAUGUGUUUAAUUGUAAUAUAUUGAUAAAAUAUGU